Molecule: messenger RNA, 2654 nt
Organism: Uranotaenia lowii
Lineage: Eukaryota; Metazoa; Arthropoda; Insecta; Diptera; Culicidae
Gene: Saf6
Exons: 6
Coding region: 68-2617 (849 amino acids)
Source: RefSeq, a predicted model, not a curated record
UGGCUUAUUUUCACGGAAAGUGUAGAACAAAAAGUCCCGAAAAUAUUUACAAACAAUCGCCGGAAAAAUGAAGCCCAGCCCGAAAAAAUCUGCUACUUCCAAGGUCAAACAGCGCACGAAAUCCUCGAGCAGUAAUAGUGGGAGUUUGGCAUCCGGUCUGUCAAAUUCUGUUGCAGCUUCCGGGAACCUUGGUGGGACGGCUGGUGGUUCUAACGCGACGUCGGGCAACCAGCAUCAUCACUCCCAUCACCAUCAUCAUGGUAGUGCCGGUGCCCAUCACAGCCACGGACAUCACCUGAGGAACGCGAUUGGCGCCACUGCCUGUGGCAGCGAUACGAAUUCCGGUUCCGGAAACGACGGACACUCCACCAGCAAGGAUAAGGGAUCGUACAAAUCGUUUGCUGGUUUCAGUUCACGCUCGGUGAAAACCAUCUGGGAGCAGCACGAUAAGCAGGAAACGGAAGUGUCAUCGGAUGUGUACACCAAACUUGCCGAGGACACGACCUACAAACUGUGGGAGUUGGCAAAUAAUAUUAAAACAUACAGUCGUCAUUCAAGCGGAAAAGUUACGUAUGAUCUGGUUAACCAGGUGCUGAAAGAUUGCGAUGUUCCUCCCAUCGUUGGAGCAAAUAAUGAACCUUGGGAUAGGAUUGAGUACGAUGGAGUAUAUUUUUUCAAUUCGGACGAAGUCUUGGAUUUGCGGGAGGAGUACAUUAAAGAUGUAACAAUGGAACAAAGUAACAUUCCGGUGCUUACAACUUCAUGGAUGUCGGAAUCGGCUAUUGCUGAGGACUUGGUGGAAUUGUACAAUAAUUUAUGUGAUGCAAUUUACAUCGGUGAUGAGGAUUGCUUCGAAGAAGCGAUAAACAUUCUCAUCUAUAAUCCGCAUGUUCCAUCUCUGAUGAAGCUUUUCUUAACGAAAGCUAUCGAAAUGUUGGGCUUCGAGUAUACCGAAACUACCUUGAGCCGGUCUCUUCAAUUUCUGGAAGCUUUGGUGAGGAACAAUCAUAUGUCCCAUUCUGACUUAACUCUGGAGUUAAGUUUGUUAAGUCAAAUAUUCGUUAAUUUGCUUCUGGGACCGCCGAAUUUAGUUUCCAACAAGAUAUUGGCUGCCACACCGAUGAACAUUGAUUUGCAGCCCCAGUCGCUUGGAUCUCAGUUGCAGCAACCGCACUCCAUCAAUCAAAAUGGAACGGAAUCGUCUCUGGGCUCCGGGCCACCUUCACAAAGUACCAUGGAUCAAUCGAUGGGAUUCAACCAUUCGACAAUGGUUCCUAUGAACAUUUUGGAAAAUAAUCUUCCUGGGCCGUCCGAGGACUCCAACAACUCAAAUUCGAAUGUCACCGAAGAACUGCUUCGUAGCAUUGAAAAUAUUAAGGAAGGUCCCGAUGGGAUCGAUAUCAACAACAUCAAAGAUGAGUACGAAGCACUUUUCUCAAUGGUUCAGGGCUUAGGGAAGCAAGAAGCCGGGGAAGAACCAGGUGAUAUUGUUGACAACUUUCAAAUAAAAUCGGAGUUUAAUAACGAAUUCAAUAGCUCUGGUACAAGUUUUAUUGUCCAACAGAAUGAACCUUCGCUGAUGAGUACGGAAGGUAACUUUGAUAUCAAACAUGAGGUGGAAGAAAAAAUCAAACCCGAACCUAUUAUGAUUGAAGAUCCUGAUGAAAAUGUGAGUUUACAAAUGUCUGAAAGUACAACGGGUGAGGUGAACAAUCACAAUUCAACAACACUGGAAAGCGAAAAUAUCAUCACGAUGAUUUGCAAUGACUAUCUUGUUGAUAGCGUUAGCCGGGUGAUAGGACUUUGCUGCGGCAAAUGGGGCUUCGUGGAGCAAGAAUGUACGUUUCUGCUAGUUGAAAGAUUGCAGCGCUUCUUCGAUGACAAGAAAACCAUAAUCAUUGACUACAAUUGGUUGUCGCGGGCACUGCGCGCCCUGUGGUCGGUAGGAGAAUUCGCCUUUCGGGAACUGAUUCCCUACCUGGAACAAAUCAAUCCUGACAUGGUACCUGACUUUAUCCAUCCAUAUUUUAAUAUGGCCGGGAUUUUUCUUCAUGGGAAAGGUGACAUUUUUCUCUAUGAAUAUUUAAGCGAAAUUUGUGGCGAUGGAUUGAUUCCUUUCAUGUUUCAAUACGAACAAUAUCUCGAGAAAAAAUACAUAAAAUUUCACCGUAUUCGUGAGAAAAUUAACCAACGAAGUGAUAUCUACAGGCUCAAAGCAAAACUGGUGCUUAAAGUGCAACCCAAACCAUCAGGACAUCUUAAACCUCCACCCACGCUUAGUGAUUUUUUCCCAGAACGCACGGAAAAGCUUAUCCCUGCUAUUUUCUCCGGCAAGGCGGGUUCCGCUGUUCCUCAACCCCGAUUUAAUUUCCGCUUUGCUGGCUGUCGUCCUAUUGUAGGUUCUAUGAAGACUGUAGGAUUCAAACUGCGCAGUCGGGCACCACCCCCCUUCGGAGCUUCUUUGGACAGCGUGAGCAGCGUUGGCAUCAAGCAGAACGAACAUAAACUUCGAAGCUUCCAUUCCAAGGUAGUUGUGGCCCAUAGAAAGCUGUUAGCGCCGGACAGCAACAUAUGUCCGGCGCAGCACGUGUUCUGCCACGGAUCUACUAUUCUGUAAAUCUCAAUACAUAUACAUGUUUCUCCAAUUCAUUAAA